Sphaeroforma arctica JP610 is the source of this 282-nucleotide messenger RNA. RefSeq lists its product as hypothetical. The annotation marks the transcript as partial. The transcript is spliced from 2 exons. Lineage: Eukaryota; Ichthyosporea; Ichthyophonida. The record is from RefSeq and is a predicted model, not a curated record.
AUCUCUACCCACGGAUUGGACACUCAAUCGUCGGCAACGCAGCUGCUGCGAUUGCUUAUCAGUGAGAGCAGACAUGAAAGGUUAGUGUUCAUGGCGCAAGUGCAAGCCAACAUCACGGCACUCACAGCAAAGUAUCUGCACCACACCACCAAGCUCAUCUACGGCCCAGUGGAUCUGCAACAGAUCAAGUCAUGGACUGACAAGAUGGUAGGUAUCGUAUCUUCGUCUAAGGGUUUAGGAUUUGGGAUAUACCAGCAACCUUAUCGACGGCCCUGGGUUUAG